This is a messenger RNA of Symbiodinium necroappetens, 1929 nucleotides long. Lineage: Eukaryota; Dinophyceae; Suessiales; Symbiodiniaceae. The record is from the annotation of a GenBank genome assembly.
AUGGAGACCUCAGGUGACGGAUCUGAAGAGCGCGGGCCGGAUCCUACUGUAGAGCCGGUAGCUCCAGGAGUGCAGCUGGACCAGGCUGAGCUGGAGGUGGAGGCCCGAGGUACGGGAGAGCAAUUGAGGAUGGCUGAGGAUGAGGUCCUCGAGCCGCCUUAUGGCGAACCGGAACCCGUGGAGCCGAACCCGGCAGAUGUAAGCCCUGGACCAGCAGAGGGAGCACAACCGGAAGCGGAUGAAGGGGAACCACGUGGUGAGGAGACCCUGGCAUCCUUGAGACACCCGGAGACGGUGUCUGCGGCCCCCGUGGAGGAGUCGCCGGAAUCCUGGGGACACUCGGAAUCGAGGCAGUCUGAAGAGUCCUCUAGACUUCAGCAGUUGACGAGCGUGUUGGAGACCCUGGUUCAGGGGCAGCAAGCCUUGAACAACCGGCUGGAGAGAGUGGAGGAGGUCCGUUCCAGCCACUCGUGGAGAUCUGCGGAGUCUUCACAAGGGUUGGGAUGGGUCGACCAGACUGCGUUGGAUAGGUGGUAUACGGAGGCAACAGCUCGCGCUGCUGCCUCCGGCCACCGGGAUGCGAGCAUGUACAUAGCAGGCCGCCUGGAUGGUGGACAUCGAGGCCUGAAGUCUGAGGCACAGGCGUUGCAGGAUCGUGCAGCACAGCAGAGGUCUGAAGCCCAGGCGUUGCAGGAUCGCGCAUCGCAGCAGAGGUCCGAGGCACAGGCAUUGCAAGAUCGUGCAUUGCAGCAGAGGUCUGAGGCACAGGGUGUAGGGCGUAAGCGAGGGGUUGAGGAAGCCAAGUUGGCCGGGGGAGGAUCGGAAUCGAGUGCGGCUGUGAGCACUGCGACCAAGGCUACCCUCAGUGUCGGAGGCGACAGCUCUGUGACUGAAGAGCUGGUUGGAGCCACGGUGGCGCCGACUCCCCAGCCCACCUUACCGUCUGGCACCAAGCUUCAGGUCAGGAUUGAUGGCCAAUUGCGUGAUGUUGUGGUGAAUGAGAAUGGAGGGUUGGAGACUGGCCCAGCGCAGUAUUACAUUGGAAGUCUUCGAAACGCCUCGCCACCAGGGACUAGGAGUAGCAGUGGGGAACACCCGUCCCUGCAGGAGCCGAGUCGCCACAUCACUGAGCUCCCGGCCUCGGCGGAGCCACGACAGCGCUCUCAGGGCGCCGUCCUUGCAGGCGAUUGGCUAGCAGCUGUGGCGCCGUUGAUGAGGCAGCUCUCUUCGAGUGCCCAGACGUGGUGGGCACAGAAUCUAAGGGAGGCAGAGGACCACUAUGAACGGUGGCUCCGCGCGACGCCCCAGCAACGGUUGCAGGUGAAGGCGUCGGCGAUGGCGAAGAGCUUUGAUGCCGGAAAGUACUGCUUAGUGGAGCAGAGGGGGGUGCAACUCCUUCUGAAAGCAGUCCCCGAUAGCUUUCGGACAGACCUGAUUGCGACGCGGACGCUGGCGGUCAAUGCCAUCAUCUUCGCCAUCCUGUGUCGGUGGCAGCCUGGAGGCAAGUUGGAGCGUGCACAGGUAUUGGAUUACCUGGUUCAUCCGGAGGCUUCGAGCUCAGUGGAAGAGACGGUGGAGGGCAUCAGGAAAUGGAGACGCAUGGUGCUGAGAGCGAGCGAGCUCGGGGCAGUCCUUCCGGACUCGAGUCUGCUGCUAAAAGGGCUCGACUCGUUGACCCAACCGGGGUUGGGGGACCAUCCAGUCGUGUCCUUCCGGGUGGCUGCGUACCGGAAUGAGUCUGGGGUUGAUUUUGCCCCCACACAGGCCAAGGUUGCGGAGCUGGCGGAAUACCUCCUGGCCGAGUACGAGGCCCUCUCCAUCCAAGAAGACCCUCGGGCACAAGGACCCAAGCGACCCCGUGCCGCAACAGCCAAGGCUGCCGCCGCAAAGGUGGAGGCGAAGGCAGGCCGCCUCGGUUGGUGCUGGUGA